AGAAAGGAACCUUUUUUCUUCUGUAGAAUGGAGUGUGGCAUUCAGCAAGAAGCCGUUCAAAAGCAUCAGCCUGAGAUGGUGAUGGUUUGCUGAGCAAGUCCAGCAACCAUCGUUGAUUUUAUUUUAUUUUGCCUAUCGAGAGGCAGCAAUGGGCGUGGAGCUUGUCUAUGCGUUCACAGCGAUGAUGCUUGCAUCCUUCUUGCAUACUGCUGCUGGAGGGAACACCACUUGUGCAGGAAGCUUGACGCAGUGGUACACAAAUGCCGUGGGGGAAACAGCAUGUGAAACAUACCAGUCGCUCAGGCAAAUAUGCAACCCCAGCUAUCAGGUCCCAUCGUUUCGUCCAAACACUCCUGGCGACAAUUGUGAUGACCAAGUAGCUGAUUGCUGUUGUAAUUCCAUAUCAUGGGCGUUGAGUAUGCUCUGCAUGAAUUGUCAGUGGGAUGUCGAUAGUGGAUCACCCAAUGGCAUUGAUGCAGGUGUAGGCGCGUAUGGAAUGUAUCUGAAUCCAACUUGUGCUCCGGUCAACCAGUCUCUUCCUGCAGAAGUGCAAACAGCUGUUUGUAACAAGGGCAUUAAACUUGCCAACUUCCUAUAUUCGCUCUUCUGGAAUAACGGUGCAUGGUUCUACGUGUACACCGCAGACGACGCCCAGAAAGACGAAGCAGCAUCUAACAAUAACAUGUACAGUUCUAAUUGCGCCAACGCAGCUACGAGCUCGAUUCCUAGUCCGAGUCCGAGUCCGAGUCCGACCACGCCGAUUGCAACCCAACCGCCGGGAACACCCACUCCCAUCUCGAGCGCAGGCUCAACCAUGUCAAGCUCAAAUAUCGCUAUACAAAGCCCAUCUGCUUCGUCGAAGGACACAGCCACCACCGCGAAUGCAUCCCCACCGUCGAAGGGCACGGCCGCCACCACGAAUGCAUCCCAAAUAGUGAAUGGCACCAACGCUGGCAUCACGGGUACGAUGCCGCCAGCAUCCACAAAUAAUGCAUCGAGCGUCACAAACUCAUCAAACACGACUUCUCCCGGGGUAAUUGUGGGCGCUGUAGUGGGGGGAUUAGUGGGGUUAUGUUCCUUGCUUGCUAUUUUCUGGUGGCGAAGACGCAAUCGCGGUAUUUCGAAAGAUGGUGACAAUGCAAUUAGACAACAGACGACCGGUGCUUCGCCUUAUCCAAUCACAAACGCAGACGUAGCCCAAAUCGAUCCGUCACCCUACGGGUACGCCUUUGCGCGCAAACAGGCCCGAGCCAUGGCAGACAGUCCCUCCCCCGUGGAUCGUAUCCGGUCACUAGUAACCUCUUCUGCUCCUUCACAUUCGGACAUAAACGACGCCCAGGGCUCAUAUUCUCCUCUGUUCCAGGAGGCAGAUGCCCAUGAAAGUGCACUUAGACACGAAGACGCUGGUGUUUAUUCAACUCUCUCGCGCGUUGGUUCGGGAAGACUACCACCCGCCUAUGAUUCUAAUUGGAGAUCUUCUGUAGCAGGGAACGCAGGUCUCCUGGGGGAGCGAGCCACGUCAAAUGGAGACUUUGAUAGCUAACGCAGUGCGCUCAAUCGGACCAAUUUAUAUGAACGCUAUUGAGAUUUUAAUUCAUCUUUGAAAACUAUCCUUGAAGGUUUUGCCACUCCAACU
This is a messenger RNA of Suillus clintonianus, 1636 nucleotides long. RefSeq lists its product as uncharacterized. The record is from RefSeq and is a predicted model, not a curated record. The transcript is spliced from 10 exons. Lineage: Eukaryota; Fungi; Basidiomycota; Agaricomycetes; Boletales; Suillaceae. Bases 149 to 1543 code for a protein of 464 amino acids.